GUUGCUCAGGCUUCAAGAUGGCGGAAGCCCUGACAACCCAAGAAGAGGUGGCAGUGGAGGAGUUCCUGGCUGAGCUAAGAUGCCCGGAACAUUCGCAGAACGCCACCCUCGUCAGCCAGAUCACCGCCGUCAAGUUUCUCAUGGCACGAAAGUUCGACGUCUCCAGAGCCAUAGACCUCUUCCAAGCUUACAAGAAUACUAGGAUAAAGGAAGGUAUCUACAAUAUAAACCCAAACGAAGAACCUUUGAGGACCGAGUUGUUGAGCGGCAAAUUUACCGUCCUGCCAGGGCGUGACGCUAAGGGUGCAGCCUUGGCUCUCUUCACCGCCCGUCUCCACCGUCCUGACGUCACUACCCAUAAGGCUGUUCUUCAGGCCAUCAUCUAUCAGCUGGACAAAGCCAUUGAGAGUCUUCAGACCCAGAGGGAUGGGCUCAUAUUCAUCUACGACAUGACAAACUCCACCUACGCCAACUUCGACUACGAGCUCUGCGUCAAAAUUUUAAACCUGCUUAAAGGAGCUUUUCCUGCCAGGUUAAAGUGUGUGUUCAUCGUGUCAUCGCCACUCUGGUUCCGAGCGCCGUUCGCUGUACUGCGUCUUUUUGUGCGGGAGAAACUCAGAGAGAGGGUGUGUACAGUAAAAGCUCAUGAGUUGGCCAGUCACAUCCCGGUCAGCUCGCUACCGGAGCACCUGGGCGGCUCGUCUCAGUACAGCCACAUGGCCUGGAUCCAGUCAUGUGUCAAUUCCACCCUAAACAACUCCACUGAUGGCAGCACAGACUGCUUGGACGGUCUGUUGCACUCCUACUGCCAGGAUCAAAACCAGACGGCCAACGCCAACCCGGGCGCCACGAUGCUCGGGAACAGCCUCGACGACGGCAACGCCAACCCUCAGAACCACCGGCACACCCACUGGAAUGGCGUGACGCCUCUCGGCUCGAACGCCAACAUCGCCAAUGGACGCCAGGCCCCGCCCCCUCAGUCGGACACGCCCCCUGACACACCCCUUCACCACAAACACAACUCGGAAAUACCGUCGGUGCCAAACGUGGACGCAGACGACUGCCGGCGUGACGGCAACGGCGCCGAGCAGGAGCCUGAAUUUCUCGUCGAGGAUGCGGAAGGGCGAGACGGAGUCCCGCCCCUCCCUCAGAAGUCGUCGAGGCCGACCCCCGUGGCGCGUAGCCCGGUCCACGAGACGAGCUGGUCGUUCGGGAUGGCGUCGGUGCAUACGUCCGAGCCAGGGGGGAUGACGGUACAGGAACUGGUGCAGCACGUCAAAACCAAGAAGAAGAAAGGCAUCUACCAGGAGUACGAGGAGAUCCGGAAGGAGCCGCCCGCCGGAAGCUUCGAUUACUCCAAGAAACCAGUUAACCAGGUCAAAAACCGUUACAGCGAUGUGCUCUGCCUGGACGAGUCCCGUGUCCGACUUUGCCCACUGGACGACGACGACGAUGAGACAUCAGACUACAUUAACGCAAGUUUCAUGGAUGGCUACAAGAUGACGAACGCAUACAUUGCCACUCAGGGUCCUUUGCCAAAAACGUAUGGUGACUUUUGGCGAAUGGUGUGGGAGCAAGUCGUGUUAAUUAUAGUUAUGACAACAAGAUGUAUGGAGCGAGGCAGAGUGAAGUGUGGACAGUACUGGCCUCUGGACGCAGGCAGCACAGAGGAGUAUGGCUACUUCCUAGUGAGAAAUGUCCACAUCGAGGUGUUUCAGGACUUUAGACUUUCACAUUUGGAGCUCUAUAAUAGUCAGACAGGCGAGUGUCGAGAGGUGUCUCAUUACUUGUACAUGAGCUGGCCGGAUUUUGGGGUCCCAAAAUCUGCAUCGGCCAUGUUGGAUUUCCGGGCAGUGGUCAAGCAGAGGCAGGAGCUUGCGCUGCGGGCGAUAUUCCCUGAUUGGACGGGACCUCCCGGAGGACCUCCCAUAGUUGUCCACUGCAGUGCUGGAAUCGGAAGGACAGGUACGUUCUGCACGCUGGACAUCUGUCUCUCGCGCCUUGAGGACAUCGGCACGGUGGACGUGAAGCAGACGGUGCGGCGCAUGCGCACCCAGCGGGCCUUCAGCAUCCAGACGUGGGACCAGUAUUACUUCUGCUACCGAGCCGUGAUCGAGUACGCGCAACAAACAGGGCGCCUCGAACCCGUCGAGUGGUCCGACACCGAGCUGGAGACGGAUAGCGAGUGAACGAGAGCGAGGGAGAAUCAAGGUGCCAAAAAAAAAAAAAAAAUGAAGAGCUCUUCUUUUUUGCUCUUUUGUUUCUUUUUUUCUUUUUUUGGUCCAGAAGACACGUGUCUGCAGGUGGAGCACCGCUUCUCUGCUCGGCUUUUUUUUUGUUCCCUCGUUGGGAAGAAGGAAUAAAAAAGCGGUAAGAAGACGUAAGAAUCGAGUGGAGAGGAUUCUCUCAGCUCGCCACUUUGCAAUCUCUUUCAGAAAGUCGUGGCUCGGUGUACAAGUUGUAGCAGUUUUGUUUUUUUUCUUCUUCUUCUUAAAGACUUGCACACGUUGAUUGAGAAACUUGAACUGUUUCCCAGCUUGCCCCUUUUUCCCCUUUUUUUAAGUCCACGUGUGAGAAAUAUCCUGAUAUCAGUGUCGUGCAACUCGGGGGCGGGGCUUGUGUCACACUCGUAAAAAUAGUGCGAAAGUGUUGAAAACUUGAAAUAAUUUUUUUUUAAUCUCCAUCACAGCGACAUGGUUGAGUACAAACUGGGUGCAGCACGUCUUUUUUUUCUUUCUUUUAAAUCAUCAUUCUUAGUUUAUCGUAAACUAACCUUCAAACCAAAGGUAACGCGUUGAAUGCUUGGAUGUAUCUGUAAUGAUCAUUGUGACUUAAACCUUGUAUAGUCGUGUAAGAUACAUUUAUAUAUUGUGCAUAAUAACCUUUGGGGCGGGAAAGUCUUGUUUUAAUAUAAUACUCGAUGUUAUUCAGAAAUAUAUAUAUAUAAAUGAAUAUAUGUAUAAAUAUAUGUUGGGGUAGAACAAUAAUACGAAGAGCUUAGAAUAUCACGGAAGAAAAAAAAAUAAUCAUGAUGCUACUUCCAGUCCUGCACCCUUUUUUUGUUUAGUUUUUUUUUCUCUCUCGAUGACUAUCGGCCUUAAAUCCAGGGCUCAUGUUCACCAAGUGACCAGGAAUAGGAGGUUAGGGUUUUUUUUUCUUAUUAUUAUUCUUUUUUUUUUUUUUACUCUCUAACCCUAAUCUUGGGUUGAUAUCGAAGGUCAGAGUUCAGCGUGUACUCUUUCCACAGUGUACUGAGUCAAAAAUAUGUGGAAAAAUAAGCAUAGCGAUUGUUAUUAGAUCAAAUAUGUUAUUCUGUUAACGGUGGGCGGGGCUUUUUUCAGAUUUAGAUUUAUCAUGCAAAAUAUCAGUAUGCUCUGAUCUCCUCAUUCUUUGUUGACUUGGUUAAUAGUGGCCUUUAAACUUCUUAUCACUGCCUGUGGAGGAAAAAAAAUGAAAAUACUGAAUUGUAAUCCGACCCGUAUUCCUACUUUUUUUUUUUGUUUUUUGUUUUCCCUCCUCACUUAAACCACGGCCUCGUCUUCAGUCCGAAGCCCUGCAUCUUGAUCACAACGAAAGUUUACCGACGCUUGCCGUCCCGUCCCGUCCCGUGGCCGAGGUGCAGGCGCAUCGGGACGGAGCUGACGGCCGUGCAGUGCGAUGUCCCGGGGAUCUCAAACGAUCUUGGGGUUUAUUUGUGCCUUCGAGUUUUCAGUAGCGCAAGCAAAUCUCGUUCCAAGAGCAGAAAAAACUGCGUCUUGCAUACGUACAAGGAUUAUAUUUAAUAAUCUCAGGGGUAUAUUUGCUGUUGUCCUGGUGUCACUUCUUCUUACUUUUUUUUAAUUUUUUUUUUUAUUAUCUGGCAGUUCAUCAUUUCAAAAUGAAGCAUGUAUCAUAAACAGCCUGUAUUAUAGUCCAUAUAUUUUUUUUCUUAGUUUUUUAUUAUUAUUAUUAUUAUUAUUAUUAUUUAUGUCUUUGUACAACUUCAACAGUAUUUUGAAAUCGAGCGUCGGUACGACCGAAGAAGAAAACAUAUAGUUUUAAUUUGAUAAGCUAACAAAAAUCACCUGACUGACUUUGAUUUCAUGCCACUUCUGGAACCAUGUUACUUGCUGUUGAGUUAUUUUGGGAGUUGUUGGGUAAAACAAAAUGUCUUUAUCAACUUUAUCUUUUUUACUGAAAUACCUGUUGCUGACUGUUUUCUUAAAAAUUAGGAGGUGCACAAAUUGUGCUGAUUAGUAAAGGAUUACUGUAAUAGUGACCAGAACAUAUUAUUAGUUUUAGUAUUCAUCAUGUCGGUUUCUUUACUCGACAAGGCUGUGUUCCAAUACGUUUUCUUAACACACCCUUUUCAUCUUCACCGUUCCCUUUAAAUUUAGGGCCGAUCCUGUUCAAGUCCGUCACGUAAUGUAAGUAGGAUUUAAAAUAAGCCUGAAGCUAAACAGCGCCUCAAUCUCGAUUCACUUUUCAAACGCUUGGUGGUGCUAAGUGAAAACAGUUUUAUUCCGCUUGUACCACAACAAUUAUUACAAAAUGCUGUCAAGAAUCUGCCUUGUCGGAAAAACUGCCUGUUACGAAGCACUGACACUGGAGACUCCUCUCCACAGGGCGGCGGUCGCUCAAACGGUUAAGGCUCUGGAUUACUGAUAGAAAGGUCAAACCCGCCACUGUUCAGGCCGUGAGCGAGGCCGGGUCUGUAUCCUGGCUCACCCUGCACUCUGACCCCAGCUUCCUAACUGGGAACUGCAGUACAUGGGACGUAUAAGAAAAAAAAUCUUAUUUUUUUUAAUAUUUGUUAAACAACACGAUUCUACUUUAUGUUGUAGAUUAUAUGGUGCCUGGAAAUCAUCUGUUACUUUAAAAACAAUAAUUGCAUUGAUAUUAUGAACCUGUGGUUGGUCUUUUGAGUCGGUGCUAUAAAAACACUUCUGACCAAUCAGAGGCCAGGAUUCAGCAGCACUGUCUGGUCUAAAUACACUUUGAAGUCAUCAUCAAAAGUCCGCGAUUUAAUUGAUAACGCAUUUUAUUGAUCUUGUGGUGAUCCAUGCAGUUCAUUAAAUCGUUGCGAUUCACAUUUAUACAAAUCAAUCGUCAAUUUAGACACAUUCCUUAAAAAUUCUCGGCAGAAAUACAAACCGUUUCUUUAAAUACUCUUGUUUUGGGAGACUAUCGUUCCUCCUUUAGCUUUUGUGCGUAUCUGGAGUUGGUGCAUUUACUGCCGCCUACUGGACUGUUUAUUAAAUACUUUUUAGUAGAUUUUAAUGCGUCAGGAAUAUAGGUGCUUAAAAUAUAUCAAGCAGUAACCUUUCAAUGCUCUAGAAUUAAAUUGAAAAUCACAAUGCAAGCCCCAAAACCUGAAUCGAAUUGGUUUGAUUUGCAAAGUCGACUAGGGAGUGUUAAAGCGGUAUUGGAACACAGGUUUAGACAAUGCAUUGACUAAUAUGCUAUUGGCAGCCGAUUUGAUUUGCCAUCCUUUUUCGAUAAAUAAAAAAAAAAAAUUAAAAAAGCAACGGGUAUUUAAAAAAAAAAAAAACAGUUGGGAGUGGAACAAGGUCAUUUUGUAAUCAUCUGGUGAUUACGGACGAUACCUUCUCUCCGAGUUGUGAACUUGUGCAGUGACAAAACAAUGAAUGUGGGAGGAUAUUUAUAGACUUCAGAUCUACGCAUACACAAUGAUUUUUACCCGACGUUGACUGCGAUUACGAAUAUUAUAUAUAUCACAAAGUCACUAUAAAGCAGUGUCUGUAUAUUCUGAUUGUUUCUCAAAUGAAAGAAACUCUUGCAUGGACGGAUGGCGUCAGGUAAAACCAUCACUGUGAGAGGAGGAACAAGAGCUCGGGAACAGUGAGCUGUAACGAUGAGAAGGCUGGGAAUGCAGCUGUAUUUCAUAUAUAUUUUUGGUUUUUCAUCUGUGCCUGAUGUUUUUGUGAUUGAGUAAUGGUCUUUUUACCUGCCGCCUGCAUUAGUGUCAUAAGUAAACAUGACUAUUAUUCUGAAACCGCU
This is a messenger RNA of Clarias gariepinus (North African catfish), 6000 nucleotides long. It is a transcript of the gene ptpn9b, whose product is annotated as protein tyrosine phosphatase non-receptor type 9b. The transcript is spliced from 13 exons. Lineage: Eukaryota; Metazoa; Chordata; Actinopteri; Siluriformes; Clariidae. The coding region runs from base 18 to 2189 and encodes 723 amino acids. Gene Ontology annotation, molecular function: protein tyrosine phosphatase activity. Gene Ontology annotation, biological process: protein dephosphorylation. The record is from RefSeq and is a predicted model, not a curated record.